AUGGUUCAAGAAGACGUCAAUUUGAGCACAGCUCUGCCUUCUGCUCCAGCCACUAAGAAGGGACCUCAUGAUCCCAGAAUAGCUCGAUUCACGGCUUCAGUACUGGUGCUUAUAACCAUAGGUUUGGUGCAACUGAUUGGUCAGAGUAUGGCGGUUCAUGGGCCAGUGAUUGUGGCGCAGCUUCUUUUCCUCUUUUUCACUGCAUUUACUCAUGAGGUGGGUUUUGGAGGAAUUAUACAAAAAGAUUUGCUUCUUCAGGGAACUGAGAUGAGGGGAAGGAAUGAACGGCAUCUUCCAAUUUAG
Haemonchus placei is the source of this 303-nucleotide messenger RNA. NCBI's taxonomy places the organism in Eukaryota, Metazoa, Nematoda, Chromadorea, Rhabditida, Trichostrongylidae. The record is from the annotation of a GenBank genome assembly.